This is a messenger RNA of Phytophthora sojae, 6015 nucleotides long. RefSeq lists its product as hypothetical. Gene Ontology annotation, molecular function: monoatomic ion channel activity; protein-containing complex binding. NCBI's taxonomy places the organism in Eukaryota, Oomycota, Peronosporomycetes, Peronosporales, Peronosporaceae. The transcript is spliced from 4 exons. Gene Ontology annotation, biological process: monoatomic ion transport; transmembrane transport. Gene Ontology annotation, cellular component: membrane. The annotation marks the transcript as partial. The record is from RefSeq and is a predicted model, not a curated record.
AUGCCAGCGGCGCGACUCCGAUCUCUGAGCAGCGUGACGGGGUUGCUCGAUGAGAUCAUCAUUCGACCAUCCAGACGCGCUCGAGAUCCGCAGGCAACGAGCCUGAAAAUCUGGUACCAGGUGCUGCUCGUGAGUCUGCUCUACGAGUUCGCAGCUAUUCCAUUCAUCAUCACGUUCCAGCCGGAGAUCCCGCUGACUGACAGCAUCGCUGCGAUCCUGUUCUACGAGUUCGAGUCGCUGUUUCUCGUCGAUUUCUACGUCAAGCUCACCACGGGCUUCUACAAGGACGGCAACCUGGUGAACGACAUCAAGGUCACGCACGUCAAGUACCUCAAAUCCAGAGAGUUCGCGGUGGAUUUACUCGCGAUGAUCCCCUUCUCCGCGCUUCCGGUGCGUUUGUCCACGUCUCCGAUGGUCCUGGAAGCGCACAAGGUGCUUCGAGUGUACCGGAUCCCGAGAUACCUCUCAACUGUGGACGACGCCUACGUCCGGCAUUUUGAGCUGCUCAAACUGUCCAAGCUGCUCGCUGGCGUCGUGUUACUAUCGCACUACAUCGCCUGCAUCCGCUUCUCCUUCGGCUACGAUGAGCACCACAACAACCACUGGCUGCCAGCGCCGCCUGAGCACGCAGCUACAACGCGUACGCAGUAUUUGAUGUCCAUGUUCUGGGCGUUCGGCCUGCUCACGGGCCUGUUCGAGGGCGAACUGCCUCACAACAUCAACGAGUUCUUCUUCACGAUCGCGGUCGCCGUCUGCGGGUUCUCCGUCUUCACGUACCUCUGCGCCACGUUCUUCCUCAUCUCCAAGUGCGAAGCCACCAACUCUGAGGUGUCCGAGGCGCGCAUUACUCAGCUCAAGCACAUUUUGACCUUCCACAGGGUGCCCGAUCACGUGAAAGAGCCGAUUAUCGAGUACUUGAGACACUACUACACCGGCACCGACACGAUCGACCGCGAAGUUACCAAGCUUCUGUGCCCAUCAAUCGGCAAAGACGUCCAGAUCGAGCUCCUCAGGGACGUCAUCGCUAAUAUCCCCGUGUUUUCCGGCUGCAGACCCGAGUUCAUCGAAGUGCUGACGUCGUUGCUGGAGCGGGUGUCUCUGCCCGCUCAGUGCACGCUCUUCAGCAUUGGAGACCCGGGAGACGCCAUGUACAUUAUCCAGGCCGGAGUUUUGGACGUUCUCGGACGGAAGGCCAAGAUCCGAGAGCUCCGCAAGAACGACUUUGUGGGCGAGCUGUCGCUCUUCUCGAGCUUCCCUCGAUCGGCCACAGUGGUGACCAACACGUACUGCGUGCUGUACAAACUCUCGCGGUUCCACACCGAGCUGGUUCUCGAAACGUAUCCGACUGCCGCGUACGGGAUUAAGAAGGUGGUGGACGCCAUUAUCGAGAAGACGCAGCUCAAGAGCAAGCUCGCGCCGCCAAUGCACUCCACUGCAAAGCGUCCGCCGCGUCUCCAACUUCGACGAGUUUUAAGUAUGAAGAAGAAGCGCUUGUCCGACGCGAUGAAGGACGUGUACGACGAGUACACGGCUCCCCGAAUCGAUGCCGUUGUGCCGAAGCCCUGGUGGGCGGUUCUACUGCUGAAGCAGUGUCUGGACUGCACUGGCGCGUUUCGGAUCGCUUGGAUUGUUGCAUUGGAGGUUGUUUUGGUCUUUAACUGGUGCUUGAUCCCGCUGCAGCUCAGCUUUCCGGCCUUCGACGACAUGGACUGGUUCAUUUACGUGAUUAAUGGGGUCGCUGACGCGAUUCUCUGGGUCGAUAUCUACGGGAAUUUCAAUCUGGGCUUCGAGCAGGCCUCCGAGACGAUUCGAGACGCGACCAAGAGCGCUCCUAGAUACUUGAAGGGCGCUUUCGUGUUUGAUUUCUUAUGUGUUCUACCGUACGAGAUAUUCACGCGCCCCACGCUACACUGCUUAGCGCGGGUGCCGCGCUUGUUAAGAGUGUGGCGCGUCCCGGGGCAUUUCCACGAGGUGGACGCGAUCUACCCUCUCCGAAGCAAGUACCGCCUCAUACUGUUCGCAGUUCUACUGUUUCUACUGAUCCACAUCGGGACGUGUCUGUACUUCAGCUUCACAUCUUUCGUGGGGUUCUGUGACGAAGAGGAAGGGUGGCUAUUGUACCAUGACGUGGAGCUUCAACGCAUCAAUGAGACCCAUUUCCUAGGCCACGGGGACGUCGUGUACAGUCUCCACGACGCAGAGCUCAAACGCAUCGCCACGAUGCAGUACUUGCGGUCGUUUUACUUCGCCACUCACAAGCUCACUGGUCUGGGCAAAGGUCUCGAGCCCGAGAACGAUUUGGAGUAUGUCGUCGCGCUGUUGUUCAUGUUUAGCGGCUUCGUCAUCACCGCUAUCGUGGUCGAUAACGUCCAGAAGCGCUUCACUGCGUCCGCGCACGAGGAAAAGGAGUUUUUCGCCAUCCGAUCACGAAUCCAGGGGUUUCUGCGUCACCAGGACGUGCCGUUCGUCAUCCACCACCGCGUCAACUUGUUCCUGGACUUCUGGUGGGCUUCGCACCGCGGCACAUCGGUUGAUGAGCUGCUAACAGAACUGCCCGUCUCCUUCAAGGUGGAGGUGUUGAGGAGUAUCUACCUCCCGGCGCUGCAGACGUUGGCGCUGUUGACUGGCGUUCGCCCCUUUUUGAGCGGUCUAGAGGACACUUUGGUCGAGAACGCGGUGAUGAUGCUCUUCGGCCAGGGAGAAUUCAUCUAUCGAGCAGGGGACAACGCGCGCGGACUCUACUUCUCCCUCGAAGGACGUGUAGUCCUCGACAAGAGCGGGAGACGUACCAAGGUGUCACGUGGAGGGUACUUUGGCACGGAAGUGCUCAGUAUUGACACGAUGCAAGCCGGGUAUACCGAGGACGCGGUAGCCGAAAGCGGCUGUGUUGUCAUUUUCCUAUCGAGAGGUGCGCUCCACAAGCUGUACUCGGCGUUCCCGCCUCUUCCGUCCGAGCUGCUGCAGCUUGAGGCUCGACUGCUUCAUACAAAGCUGGCCAAGUCGGCUUUCAAUAGCCAAGACCUCCGCAAGUACUCCAAGUCUGUGCGUCGAGUGUGUAUACUGUCGCGACCAGAGCGAGCGAUCGACCCCGACUCGAAGUACGUUAUCCUGUGGGAGACGUGGCUGUCUGUUGCCAUGACGGUGCAGUGGAUCCACGUAUUGAUCAACAUUUGCUUCGGCGCACUGGCGGAGGCCUCCACUACGACUGACGCAGUCACAAUAGCACUCGAAAUUUCCUUCGUGGUCGACAUUUACGUUCGGUUAUGCCUCGGAUAUCGCGAGUACGGCAACAAGAUCAUGGACUUGGAGCUGAUCCGUCGACGAUACCUCCGCUCGUGGUAUUUCGCCAUCGAUCUCACCGCUCUACUCCCGUUGUUCAUGAUCAACUGGCUGCCCUCUGUUCGACGGCGAGAGCUGUUUAAUCUCAACAAAGUGGUGCGUUUACUGAAAGUUCCGAACCAGUUCCGAGCCUUGGAGCAGCGGUACAUCAAGUUUACGAGCGAGCUGCGCAUGAUGAAGCUGGUGUACUACACGUUCCUGGCCACGCACAUCCUCGGGUGCAUCUACUUCGACUUCGCCUCUCACGCUUCAGGACUGUACGGCUCGGAGCUUGGUACUACCACGAGCUUCGGGGAGAACUCGUGGUCUCUGCCAAAGUCACUGGAGCACGGCGACUUACUGCAUCAGUACUUCGCCUCCAACUUCUGGGCGUUCGGCAUCAUGUCCGCGUCCAACACGGGGGAGCCGCCGCAGACCACGCCGCAGUGCGUGCUCACCAUUAUCACGCUCAACAUCGGCUUCUUCCUGUUCGCGUACGUGAUCGGGAACUUCACGGACAUCAUCGAGCUCGCGAACGCCGAGCACCGCGAGUUCAACACGAAGCUGGGCUCGAUUCGGCGGCUUCUGGUGCACUUCAAGCUGCCGAUCGUGCUGCAGAACAAGAUCAAGACGCUGCUGUUCUUCAAGCGCUUCCACUCCAUCACGCAGGAGGAGGUGCUGGAGCGGUGGCUGCCUCCGCCGCUCAUGACGGACAUCCGGCUGCUCAACUUGAACCCGAUGAUCGACAAGGUGCCGUUCCUCAAGGGCAUGAACGCGUCGAUCACUCGGAUGCUGGUGGCUCAGUUCAAGCAGGUGCUGAUCCUCAAGGACGAGUUCGUCUACCGAUUCGGGGACGACGGCACCGACAUGUUCUUCGUCUUCACUGGGGUCCUCACCAUGUUCGCUCCGAAGAGGAAGGACGCGUUGGGCUCUACUUCUGAAGGGAUACUCGAUUAUGAUCGCAUGCGGACCAUGCAGAAGGUGAGCGACGUCAGCGCGGGGGACUUCUUCGGGGAGAACGCACUGUUCGCCGACGCGCCUCGAACGUCUUCGGUCCGCAGCAAGUCGUCGUGCAUUCUGUACUCGCUCUCGAGACACUCGCUGGAGAUGGUGUUCGACCUGUUCCCGGACUGGAAGACGCGCGUCCUGCAGACGGCCAAGCUCCAGCAGAAGGAGAUGAAGCAGCGCGGCAACUCGGUGGUGGCUCUCGUGCGCAGCUUCAACAGUUUGCCUGCGUUGAAGCCCAUUGAGACUGCGACGCUGCCCACGGAGUACAUCGUGCAGGGCGCCUUCGCCUCUCCUGGAAGCUGGUGCUGCUCUCUCGACUGGCUUGGCAUGUUUGCAGCCGUCUUGGAGACGCAGAGUCCGUCGCAUAUUGUUUGGCUGCGUGUAGUGACUGCCAGCACGUUCUACGUGGCCUUCAUGCUGCCGAGUUGCGUCGCGUUCGAGGCGUGUCGAACGUGGAGCGGACUCUCGCUAGGCGCCAAUACCCUCGAAGUGUUCUGCUUCAUAGUGUUCGUGGUGGACAUUUGGGUCAAUUUGCGGCUAAAGAAGACGGAGCUGGCGAUGGAGCUUUACGAGGUGGACAUCCAGGAGUCGUAUCGCCACAGUAGACUGGCGGUGGACAUCGUCGCCGCUCUACCGAUCGAGUAUCUGUUCUACAUGUUCUCCCCGCCGACGGAAGUGGCCUGGCUGAGCGUGAACCACUGCGUCAAGGUGCUGAACGUCGCGCACUACAUGAACGAGAUCCACCGCCAGAGUGUUUCGUACGAGUGGGGGCGCCUUCAGACCAUCUCGCUGCUCUACAUGCUGGUCAUGUACUGGGGUGCGUGCGCCUACCUCCUGUUCGCAGACCUCGAAGGCUACAGCACCGAGUGGAACUCGUGGUUCCCCUCGGUAGAACUCGACGUGGACGACGAUUCUCCCAUGUACAUGUUGAACCUCCGUCUGCUGCGUGGGCUGUUCUUCGCCGUCACGGCCUUCAUCAAGAAGGGGCGGACGUUCAUGCCCGAGGGCAACGGCUUCAUCUUCGCCGUCAUCGUGUGCUUCCUAGGGCUGAUGGUCAUGGCCUUCAUGAUCGGAGAGAUCGCCAGCCUCUUCAUCUCGUCCAUCGACGACGAAGUCAACUACCGCAAGAACCACAUUGCCGUGGAGCACACGAUCGCGCGCUGGAAGGUCAGUCCAGCGCUCAACACGCGCGUGCACGUCUUCCUGUCCAACCUGUGGUCUUCGCAUCGAGGCGUGGUCUACCAAGAAGUGUUUAGCACUCUACCCCCGCAGAUCCGCCAGGAAACCGUGCUGCACAUUGUGGAUUUACCGCUGCAGGCGUUCCUCUUCAAAGUGUUCCGUCCGCUAGCGCAGGGCGAUGGCCCCAGCCUCACGCGACUCACCCAGGCCAUCGCAGACCAGCUACGCUUCGACAGUUAUCCGAGCGGGGAGUACGUCCUGCAGGAGGAGCGGAUGCCAGAGGGGGUCUUCUUCGUCGUGUCGGGCCAUCUAUUGGCGACCACGAAAGCUCGAGGCCCCGAUCAGCCCGUCGCUCAGUACAUGCGAGGCGACAACUUUGGAGAGCGCGCGAUCCUCACAUACUCCAUGAGCAACGUCUCGGUGCAGACGCAGAUGCCGUGCGACCUGUUCCUGCUGAGCACGCACAGCCUAGUGAGCAUCCUGAGCGGCGACGAGUUCUUCUCCAUCGUG